Messenger RNA from Gigantopelta aegis, 15321 nucleotides. RefSeq names its product serine/threonine-protein kinase SMG1-like. Gene Ontology annotation, cellular component: nucleus. The transcript has 76 exons. Gene Ontology annotation, molecular function: protein serine/threonine kinase activity; protein binding. The coding region runs from base 84 to 10916 and encodes 3610 amino acids. Gene Ontology annotation, biological process: phosphorylation; nuclear-transcribed mRNA catabolic process, nonsense-mediated decay. NCBI's taxonomy places the organism in Eukaryota, Metazoa, Mollusca, Gastropoda, Neomphalida, Peltospiridae. The record is from RefSeq and is a predicted model, not a curated record.
UCAUAAAAUAAAACUUUUCAUGUACAACCUUCAUUUUAGCGAGAAAUACGAACAGUAUGAUUGCUUGAAAAUAAUUCCAUGUGAUGAGCGACAAGCAGGGUGCUGCUAAAACUAAGGUUACUCAGGAAAAGAGUGAACGAAACCAUGACAAAUCCGAUCGUAGCGUUUCAGAAAAUUAUAGAUCCAACUUGAAGGAAACUUCUGCCCGAGAAGUCCAGUCCAAGACGGAAACCGAAAUUAAAUCAAAAACUUAUGAGAAAAAAGAAUACCCUAAAUAUCCCAUAAAAGGGAAAAGUCCAACAAAAAAUGGUACAUUUAUGAAACCGAGAAGAGAAGAAGAUCGUAAUUAUAACGCAAAUGCAAAAUCGACAAGGAGACCUGUGGAUUCCAAGUUCAUGGGUGCCAGUUCUGUUGGUAGUGCAUCUCCAUCAAUUGCACAUCAGGAUAAAAAGCAAACAGAUCCCAACAAGACGUUCAGUGAUGAGACUCGCCUGUCUAAACUCAUGCGUCGCGUUCUCCGAGACAGUGACAAGGAGAGGAGAAUCAACGCAACCAAACAGCUGAAGGAUUUCAUACACUCGGCAGAGGGUGCAAAGACUGCUCAGAAAGCAGCUGAUGAUGUAUUGGCUGCCUUGCAGUCCGUCCUCUUUGAAAGGACAUGUGGAGACGUCAAGCAGGAGGUGGCUCUGUGUAUUGGUGUCGUUGGAAGCACCAUGGUUCAAGACAUGCAGAGCUAUUUUACUUGGAUCUUCACCCAGAUUGAAACGGUCAUGGAUGAUGAAACAAAGGGACUCUAUUUGUUGGCACUAGCAGAGACGUUGAAAUGUGAUGAGAAGAAGCAGAAUGCUGCAGACCUCAUGGAUAUGGUGAUGGAGAAAGUUCAGACAAUGUUGGAGAACGCUGACACCCCCGAACUUCUCAUCUCUGUAGUGGGCGCCAUACAGUACAUAGCAAAAAAACACCCUCAUGUCUUCAACAUUCACUUCAGGGACACUGUGGAUAUCCUGGUUGGCUGGCACAUCGAUGCUACUCAGAAGGAGGAUCUCAUCAAGUACGUGUCGAUGGCGCUUGUCACAUUCCAUCCUUUCUGGACGAACAACCUGCAGUUCUCUCUCACACUGCUCGGACAGUUCCUAGAAGACAUGGAGGCAUAUGCUGAGGAUUUGAAUGUGACUAAUCACCAUGGUAGCGGCGAGGAGGAAGCAUUGAUGAUACAGGAAUGUAUAACAAAGAUCAGUGCAUUGCUGCGAGUGUUCACCACGGUCAUUCAGAGCCUGGGCGAGAGCUUCUCACCCACCAAGGGACACAACUCCAAGGAAUACGUUUGUGAAGUGAUGGAGAAAAUUGUCAGAAUAGUGGACACAUCAACCAAAUAUGUCUACUCAGAACAUGUACUAAUUGCUGGAAACACGUGCCUGUCGAUGUUGCUGACACACCUUCAGAUGAGUGUGAUCUCGGUGUGUGAUGUGCUGCUGCCGUUUAUCAUCAUGCAGGUCACCCUGACGCGACUGAUGCCCAAACAACUGCUCCUGUCGGUGUUCAGUUUCAUUGUCAAGAUUGUGGAAUCAUUUGAUAUCCAUCUGCCUGUCAGUUUCAUUUCCCAGCUGAUGGCACCAGGAUCCGUUAUACAGACAAGUAGAUUCUCACAUUCUGGAGAGGUACUGAAUCAGUUGAUGCAAGUCUAUCAUAAUAUCCUGGGACUGAAGAGUGUGUCACUACUAGAAGAAGCUUAUAGGCUAAUUCUGUGUGACAUCCAGGUUGCAUACAACACGGUGCUGUGUGAUGGGGACAGUCGGUCGGUUCUAGAGUUGGUGAAAGAGACCGAUAACACGUUCCGCGAAGUCAAGUACAGCAAGAGACAGGCCGAGACGACCUUCAUCUUCAACAUCUGUGCCCUGUCCGAGCUGGCCAACACAAAGAGUAACGUCAUAGGGAUGUGGGCUCUGUCUCCAAGCGUGUUCGACCUGCUCAGCCAGCGACUCCAGCUGACGAACCUGUGGAUCGCUCAGUGCUACCCGGCCAUACAGUACAGCAUUGUCCAGGCCCUCUACUCACACUGCUGCAGACAUGGUAAUUUUGUGUCGAGCAGUUCUUUGUUGACAAGCGCUGUUGCUCCCGACAGUCCGAGCAUGUCUACGAUGAGUCAGCUGACCCGCAGUCACUUCACGCAGGUCCUACACCUCACAGAACAGCUGCUGUCAGAGACUAAGGUCUCCUACGAUGUCAGGUGUUUGGUGCUCAAGUGGAUUUCUGAAAUAAUUGUCAACUUGCAGACCACUCCACAUGUGUACAUGAGUUCAGCAUUUCUCAGUCUGAUGCAGGCUCUCGUUCAACAAGGAUUCCACCAUGAGCAGCCAGUGUUCAUUGCAGCCAGUCAGUGCCUGACAAGCUUAUUCAAGACCACUCUAGCGUUUCCAAAGCGCAUUGUCAAAAUAUGUUUGGAAGUUUGUGCAUUCCGGCUGACCGAUACCAGAAGGGUCGUGCGUGAAGCGUAUGGGAACCUGCUCAAGUUGCUUCCCUUGGAUGGUGUGGCCAGCAGCAGCCUGGUGUUUGAGGCGGAGGAGGACGGACUGGCCAGUCAGCGCCGUGACAAGGCGGCCGGGAUGAAGAUGGCCUGGCUGGCUCGCAGGAACCACAUCGGAAAACCCUCCAUGGGAACCUUCCACUCACACAACUUCAGACAUGUCAUGGCGUUCAUACUCAAUGGAACUCCACCCAGCCAAAAUGGUUGUUUUCACUGGCUUGAGGCUAUGUUUCACAGCUGUCAGAGAUCUGAGAAAGAUGUCGACAAAAGCUUGGAUACUGUCACACUGUCUGAUGUGAUUGAUGGGAACCAGUCUCUGCUCUGGUUCUGGACCACCUGGGAGAGUGCCCAGUUCUGCGUUCUCGCCCGACUACGCACGCCGCUCGGAAAACCGCAGGAGACUUUCAUGACCAUCGAGAGUGUCCUCAAGUCGUUUGCAUCGGAGGUCAAAGGUCAUUCCGAGUCUGAGGAUGAUCCUUCUACACCAGAAAAUACUAAGAGGGACGAUAAGCCAGGGGAGUACAGCACACUGCGUCGCAUCCACCUGUUACUGCAAUUCAUGGAGCAUCUCGAGAAGCUACUCUACAACGCGUACGAGGGCUGUGCUGUAGCCAUGCCCGUCUACCCUAAAACUGUACGUACAUUUUUUCGCACCAACCGGAACACGUGUCAGGAGUGGCUGGCUCGCAUCAGGAUGUGUGUCGUAAAGAUUGCAGUCCAAGCUGGGAUCUACCCUGUCGCUGUGAGACACGCAUUCGAACUGCUCAAAGAAAUGCAUGAAAAUGACGCCACUCAGGGGCCAGAGUUUGAACAGGCUGUGGUAUUGUUGGUGCAGUCUCUCACCCAGCUGAGAAGCCCGGAGAGUAUUAUGGGUAUCUACAACUGGUGUCGUGACACAGCAGGUCACAAACUGCCCUGGGUCAAGGCUGCAGCGGAAAAGGCACACAGACGCUACGAGGUUGCGGCCCGCGAGUUCAAGUCCCUGUUGCGACUGACCGUGGACGAGGAGGAUGACCGGCUGAUGAGUGACUCGUCAUCCUGCUCAUCGUCCGAGGGAAGUCCAAGUCCAGAUAAUCGACACGUCAGGAAAUCAGCUCUCGGCAAACUGGGUGUCGACAAGAGUGCAGCAACAGUAUCGUUCAUAGCAAAUGAGGUGACUGACUGCUACAUGCAGCUGAGUGACUGGACAUCGGUGAUCGAGUGGCAGGAAGCGCUUCAUACGUAUCGCACGGAGAACCCGCUCAACUCUAUUCACAAGGCCUUCUCCACCAGCGUCGACCUCAACUACAUUAAGGCACUCUCUCACUUUGAUUCUGGAGAGUUGAACGGAGUGCGUGACUGCCUGGAGCUGGUGCCGGGAGCCUCCCUGAGUGAGUCGAGCAAGUACGAGUCAGUGUCGAGUCCGAGCUGGAACCCCCACCUGGAGACCGAGCACAUCCACCGCCAGUUCAUCAGAGCAGCGACCAUACUGCAGGAACAGAAGGCAGUGAAUUACAGAUCUGAUGUGAUGAGAUACCUGAGCCAGGCUGAGCGACUGGGUGAAGGUCUGUUACGGAUCAACACGCUCGACUGGCCUCCGUCACUGUCCAGCCAGGUCCUCACAGAACUCAGCACUGUCUCCACACUACACAAACAGCUUGAUGAAAAGAAAGCAAGGACUGUGUUGCUCCCGCUGUCCGACCAACUGUUGGUGGAUGCUGAAGACCAGGAGAUAGGAAUGUACCUACAGACACUCCGACUCAUCAAUCUGCAGAUGCUCAUACCCGGCUGUGACAAGAAAACAGACUUGAACAACCAGAUGUUGCUGACACUGCUGGCUGCAGCCUCGUUGUCCCGCAAACAACAGAAUUUCGAACUGGCCGAAGACCUACUCAUCAAACAGGUGACAACCCUGAUGAAGAACCACGUGGAAAAUGGCUGGAUCAACGCACCCAACGACCUUGUGCCUGCUUUGUCUAGUCUCAGAGCAGCCAACGGCGGCAUCGACCAGUACGACGUUCUGAAAAUAGAGCGGGAGAGUGCGAAACUCCUCCACGAUAUCAGCCAGUACAAGGACUCCAUCGAGGUGCUUAGCAACAGCAUUGUGAGCAGUCUGCUGCUCGGUGACCUUCACAAGGUCAAGAAGACAUCUGCUACGGGGUGUGGCGAGCUGUGUGCGCAGUCGCUGGUGACGCUGGUCAAGUGGCUGCAGACAGAUCAGAAACUGCUGGGAAACAUCACCAGUCAGGUGCGUCAGACCGGGCAAGGGGAUGGGGCCGGUGCGUCGUCCAUUGUGAGGAACCUGAAGCUGUUGCUGGAGUCGGAGGAGAAAGGAGCUAAGAAAGGGUUCGGAAUUACUCUGGAUGAUAAGGAUCAAGUAUUGAAGAUAGGUGAAAACCCGAAUCUGUCCGACAGUGACAGUAUUGUGGGAUGUCUGCUCCACCUGGCCACCAUGCAGUGUCCGUCAAUGUCAAAGUCGUGGUUCGUUCUCUCCGGAUGGUGUUACAAGUGGGGACGCAAGGCAGUCGAUAAUGCCAGCCAUGGAAGUGUGGAAUUAUUGGCAGGGGAGAAAACUCAGAUCAAGUCCAUUAUUCCCAAGGGUGUGGGACAGGAAGAAAUAGAAAGAGUGUUCACUGUUCUUAGUCAGAUCCACAGCCCACUGUCAAGUGAGGAGGACAUCAGUGAUCAAGACCAGAGUCUGUACGAUGAUGGCACGGAGACAACGAGAAAGCAGCUGAUAUCGUCCUGUCUGUGUCUGCACAACGCCAGCAAUGACUGUAUUGACCAGCUGCUGGGGGUGUGGCAGGGUGUGGUGCGCCGAGUCUACCACUACUACCAGCUCUCCGCGCAGGCCUACUUCACUUUCCUGCAGCUCAACGGCAAGGGUGAAGAAUGUGACAGUUCUGACAGUAACAUCAUUGCCACUCUGAGAUUGCUGCGACUUCUCGUGAAACAUGCCUGGGAACUGCGAGACGUACUUGAGACUGGACUGGCUAAAACACCCACAACACCUUGGAAAGGUAUCAUUCCUCAAUUGUUUUCACGGCUCAGUCAUCCGGAGAGUUACGUUCGGCAGAGCGUGUCUGAUCUCCUGUGCCGUGUCGCACAUGACGUUCCGCACCUUAUAGUUUACCCUGCUGUCGUAGGAAGUUCCACGACCGUCAUGGAAGCCAAAGUGUCCAACCAAAGUGGUUUGCUGAGAGAUUACCUGUCCCAGGGGGCCGAGGAUCUCGAUGAGGAGGGGGUGUCGCAGAUAGAUGAUGAAGCUGAGGAUGGUAACCUUGAUGACCACGGCUCGACAAUGUUACAGACCUGUCUGAUGUCCAUCGUGGACACGCUGUCACAGGAAAACCCUAAGAUGAUCUCGGAGGUUCAGCAGAUGGUUCAGGAACUGCGGCGGAUCACUCUGCUGUGGGACGAGUUGUGGCUGGGCACAUUGAACCAGCAGCACGCCGACGUGAUGAGGGCGAUUGCACAGCUCGACAACGAGGUGAAGAAGGUCAACAACAACAGCCUCCUGUCGAAAGAAGACAAGAUAGCCAUCAUCCGCGAGAAACACAGGACCGUCAUGAAACCGACUGUGUACACCAUUGAGCGUCUACAUGAAAUAACAUCACAGCCAGCAGAGACACCUCACGAAAAGUGGUUUCAGACCACGUACGGACAGCUCAUUGAGAACGCCCUGGAGAGACUGCUAAACCCGAGCAACCCCUCACACCCUCACGCCAGCUGGCAGCUUUUCAAACAGAUUCACCUGAGUCUGCAGCAGAGAGCCCAGAAGAGGAACAGUCUUCAUCUGAAGAUGGAGGACAUCAGCCCCAGGCUGGCUGAACUGCGCGCCUCCGUGAUCCCCAUGCCAGGACUCGGAGUGUCAGGACAGACUGUUACUAUUGAGUCAGUGUCCAGCUCAGCGCAGAUUCUGCCGACCAAGACGAAACCAAAGAAACUUGUACUCAUAGGCUCAGAUGGAAGACGACACCCAUACCUCUUCAAGGGACUUGAGGAUCUUCAUCUGGAUGAGAGAAUUAUGCAGUUUCUCUCCAUCGUCAACAACAUGUUCACAACUGCCAGCAAAGGUAACCGCCAGCUGUACAAAGCGCGGCACUACUCGGUGACACCUCUGGGUCCGAGGUCCGGCCUCAUCCAGUGGGUGGAAGGUGCCACGCCUCUGUUCGGUCUCUACAAGAAGUGGCAGCAGAGAGAAGCUGUGGCUCAGGCACUCAAGCAACUUAGUGCUGGAACAAGCAGUCAGGGCAGCACAGCGCCGCCAAACCAACCGAACAUCCCACGACCCAGUGAGGUGUACUACAGCAAACUGACUCCAGCUCUCAAGGAAAAGGGGAUUGAGACGCUGGAUAACCGGAAGGAAUGGCCGCUCUCUGUUCUCAUCAAGGUUCUCAAGGAACUCAUUUCUGAGACACCUAAUGAUCUUCUGGCGAGAGAGCUGUGGUGUGCGAGUUCUGGGGCCAGCGAGUGGUGGCAGAUCACACAGAACUAUGCACGAUCCACUGCCGUCAUGUCCAUGAUCGGGUACAUCAUCGGGCUCGGAGAUCGGCAUCUCGACAACGUGCUCGUCGACUUGGCCACGGGAGAGGUUGUUCACAUCGACUACAAUGUGUGCUUUGAGAAAGGGAAGAGUCUCCGUGUUCCAGAAAGAGUCCCUUUCAGAAUGACCCAGAAUUUGGAGGCAGCUCUGGGAGUUACUGGUGUGGAGGGCACUUUCCGGACAGCGUGUGAACAUGUUAUAAAAACAAUGAGAAAAGGUAGAGAGACUUUACUGACAUUGCUGGAAGCGUUUGUGUAUGACCCGUUGGUGGACUGGACGACGGGUAACGAGGGAGGCUACACCGGUGCAUUCUAUGGCGGAGGGAUGACGGUGUCGCUGGCACCGGGGGACAAGCGGAAGAGCAAGAAGGAGAUGGAGAGGGAGAUCACACGAAGCAUGUUCAUGAUCCGCGUGGCUGAGAUGAAAACAGCGUGGGUUAAAAACAAAGAUGAAAUUUUAACUGCCAUACCUCAGCUGACAGAAGGUGUGACAGCUUGGUUACAGUCAUCGGAGCACCUGGUUUCUCACCUGACGAGUAUCGACAGCUACAAGUCUCUGGAGGGCAUGUUGAAGGAAGCCGUAGCCCAGCCCAGUCAUCACCUGUACUCACUGCAGGCGAGAUAUAACGAGUACUCUGUGGUGAAAGCGACUAAGGAUACGGCACAGAGCGCAGUGGAAGAAAAAAUCAACGAGUUCAGCAACUGGCAAAAGAGGCACCAGAUUGUCAUAGAAACCAUACAAGGCCACGCCUUCCAGCAGCUGUGUUUGGAUAUUGGUAAACCUCUUGAUCUUGGUUCGGCGAGCUUCUCGGCAGCGACAGACUUCUUACAUGGGGCCGGACAAGGUCAGAUUGUCACUCAGUGUGAGCAACUUGAAGCCGAGAUGAGCAGCUACAUCCAACAGAGGAGAGCUCUGCUGCGAAACACGGUGGAGAUCCUACACAGUUACAGCACAAUCGUUACACAGUUUGGCAGUAUUUUUGCCAAUGACACAAGGACUUCCCAGUAUCUACAAUGGUUGCAGGAACUCAUUUGUGAUUUCACUACAGACAAGUGUAAUGAAAUAGUCUCCAGAUGCCAUGAGAAGUAUGGUGGGUUGAAGCCCCAGAGCACCAAGGUUCAAGCCAUCCUAAACACAGAGAGCCGACUGCAGACGAUCAUCACUGAUGUUAACGGAAAACUCAUCAAGCUGCUAGAGAGACGAUCCCAGGACACUGUUGAGACGACAUUGUUGGAGAAACAGCUUCAUGAAGCCGAGGCAUCCAUACACAACUUCAUCAACGAGAAUGGCACAUCGGGCGUGAGCAGUCUGACGUGUGUGAUUGUGUCUGCUCUGUGUUCUCUCAACAAGAGAUACAUCAUGAUGGAAGGAGCCGCAGCUGGAGCUGGUGAUCGUCUUCUAGACCUGACGUCGCGUGAUGGUGACUGGUUCCUGGAUGAACUGUGCAGUGUGAGCGGCAACGUCAACAUGUUUCUCGACACCCUCAAACACAACACACAGGCUGGAGAUAUCAUCAAUUUCUGUGAACUGCACCAUGCAUUGAACUCUACAAACAAUGCAUAUUUGGCACUGCAGGACCUACAUUUGAAUUUCCGUAACAUCAUAUUACCUGAAGCAUUAAAGCUGAUCCAGUCACAGGAACCCAGUCUGUUGAAUGCUCUCUCUGACUUGGAGAGUAUGAUAGGGGAGGUAAUGCAGCCACUGGACUCACUGAUUGGCCAGGUGGAUGUACUACACAGAAAUGCUGUCAUGGGAAUAGAGAAUGAAUCGAGUGAGGUGAUAGCCAUGGUUCACAAGAUGCAGAGCCACUUCUCGCGGAUGCUGCAGGGUCCGGACCCGGAGUGUUCAAGCCUCAGCCCGGGACAGAUGUUACUGAUGGGCUUCAACGGACUGUUCACACGGCUCGAGGACGAGUUCACACACCUGCUGGAGGCCAUGGACGCCGUUCAGAUCCCCGACGCCUGGAAGAAGGUGGACGCCGUCCGAGAGGCCAAGGCCAUGCAGUUAUCUCCCUUCACACUGAACACAAGAGGGAUGCUCAAUGCUUUAUUCUUUCUCAAGAGAAUUCAGGCUAUGCAGGAUUUCUUCCACAUGGUCACACAGUUUGCCGCAGCUCUGCAGGGACUUGAUGGGGGAAUGAGUUUUGAUGACGAGCAGAUGGCGAAACCUGUCAAGAGAUUUAUUGCUGAAUAUGUCAGAAAACAGAUGAUAGGCUUUCCCUCCCAGAUCCUCGGCUACAUCCUGUGUGUGUUCAUCGACAUGCUGGGUCUGAACGUGACGGCCGAGAUAGAGCUGAAGGACGUGGGCGCGCAGUCGAAGGUCCCCAUGGACGACCUGUGUAAGAAGGCCGUCGACCACUGUCUGCGUACCAACCAGUUUCAGCACCACCAGCUCACACAGGCCACCUCCCUCAUGGGCCUUCUCGACACCGGCUGGCGCAAGCACGAUCUCGCCAGUCGUCUGGACAGCAACAUCAGCAUGAUGAAGACAUGUCUGCAGAGAAACCAGCCGCAGGUGGCGCGCUUCCAGUGGCUACACGAAGAUCUCUUCGUCCAGGCCGGCCGACACCACAACCAGUUCGUCACGCCAAACAGGGCCACCGUCAUGCCAGAGAUGAGGAAGGCAACCCAGAAUUUGUUGAACCAAGAUGGUGGGCUGGCAUCGUGCCAAGAGCAUUACACUCAACAGGAAAUAAGCGUCGCUCAGCGUCUUCGCUGGGCGGCAGGAGCCAACCCGACUUUGAACUUCGUUUUACAGCAGUUUGAAGAAGCAUCUUCCUACAGAAAAGCAGUUAUUGUGGAAGAGACUAAGCGAUUCAGUGAAGUGGUCAGUCUCUGUCAAGGUAUUCUACAUUUUGAGGCCCUACGAACCCGGACUCCAGAAGCGAUCUCUUCUGAUAACAACUUCCUCACCCUCAUUAACAGGUGCAAUGAAUGCUGUAUGUUGAUGGAAUCUACCAGCAGUACCGUGUCAGACCUAGAAAUUCAGCUGAUGAGCAUUAAGUCGCCUGCCAAGGGUGAGUCUAUUGACAAGUCGUGGCUGAACAACAUCCUGACUAAGAUAAGCGUGGAUAUCGCGGACAUGGAGAAUAAGACAACACAGAUAAACAACGAACUCGACAAGCACAGGAGUACAAUUCAGGAGAAGGUGUCCAACAUCAAAACCAUUCUGACCGCUCAUCACAAGCUGAUGUCCGACAUUCGAACAAUACUCAAGUCAAUGGCCAAGCAAGAGGAGCAGGACUUUGGUGAUGAGAUUGUUCCCGAUGGUAUCCGCGACUACCUGGCUCUGUACAAGAGUUUCUCGGAGAACGUGACGACGGCACUGAAAUCAGUGCUGACCGAGGAGGUCGUUAAGGAGACGAUGCUGGAGGCGCUGGACAUGCUGCGUGACAUCAUGAAGCAGAUUCCACAAAUCUACAACAACUUGAUAGAAUUUGCACCUCCCCUUCUGACUACUUCCGAGGAACCAGAUGUUAACAACGCACAUAAUGACUUUGUUCAGUCCUUGAAGGGUCCGAGCGAGCGAGAAUCUUCGAGUCCAGCGCGGAAGAUAUCGAGUCUACACCGAGAGCUGACGACCGGAACUCCACCCAACAGUCCUCAGACAGGGACUGGCUUCAAGGGUCAGAGCACUCCAGCAAAGAAAGAAAAAGUUUCACGAGAUCCCAGAACAGGCAAAGCUGUUCAAGAACGAAACACGUAUGCUGUCGGGGUCUGGCGCAGAGUGAAGAUGAAGUUAGAUGGGCGUGACCCUGACCUUAAUAAGAGGAUGUCUGUUGCAGAACAGGUUGACUAUGUAAUUAAAGAUGCCAGUCAUCUCGACAACCUGGCUGUUCUGUACGAAGGCUGGACUCCGUGGGUGUGAUUACGCGACAGACCUCGCCUGUCUAGGCUCGACAAAAAUCACGAAAAAUCGCUUGCAGAAAACCUCGCGUACUCUCCAAUCUGUGCAUGACUGCACACACACACAAUGUGUCGGCCAGCUGUGACUGACAUCGCAUCAUCCGACGAUAUUCUCCGAAGAGGAGGCGCACUCAGCCAGCCCAGUAUGCAAAGUUAAUCAACACAGCUCUCUGGCCCCGCCGGCGGGCCAUUCAAAAAAAAAGAGAGUGAUUGCUUUUGUGUUAAGGCUCGUUAGUGUCUUUAAAGGAAUUAUACACACUGUCUUGAUAUUCAAAUACAAACAAAAACAAGGUCAAUCGUGUGUCAAAAUGGACAAGUAAAAGCAUAAAGAAUACACACGUAAAAUAAUUUUAAAAUCUACGACUUGUAAGCAAAAUAACGAUGUAGCUAAAGUGAGUAUGUAAUUGUAGAUUUUACGGAAUGGAGUACAUUCCGCAGUAGCAACACCAGAAGAAAUGGACAUCUGUAAAAUGUGACCAAAAUGGAAGUGGUGAAAGAAGUAUAUAUAUAAAUAUAUAUAUAUAUAUAUAUUUUGUCUGUUCAUGCAUAUUAGCUAGGUAAUGUGAAUCACUAAUUGCCACCAAAAAAAAAAUGUGUUAUUGUAUAUGCUGAUAACUGUAUAUAUUGAAGCAAUAGACUUAAUGAAUUUUGAUGUUGUUGGUACAUGAAUAUGUUUGUGGAUUUAUUUCCAUAAACAAUGACGAAACAUACAGCAAGCUUCGGAAGUGAGGGACGUAUUUAGAUUGUUAAGUGAAAUAAAGCAUAUUUAUCUUGAUUAGAAACUGCCCACCAGCAGAUAAGGUGAAUAUUAACCUGCUUUGUGUAAGGUGGCAAGUCACUUGCAUUUGAAUACAUGGUAACACCUUCCAUGCUGAGUCACAUUGUCAGUACAUUUAUCAUCGAUUAGUACAGAAUGAGUAAUCUGGAUAGGCACUGCAGGGCUCUGUGUGAAAUGUAACACAGGAAGGUUUGACAGUUGACCUGACCUCUGACAUCAAUGCAUUUCCAUAUCUUAUGAGCUGGUCCCAACAUCCCAGUAGCCAAUCAAAUGAACUGUUAUAUCAGUGCAUUUCCACAUCUCAUGAACUAGUCCCAACAUCCCAGUAGCCAAUCGAAUGAACUGGUAUAUCAAUGCAUUUCCACAUCUCAUGGACUAGUCCCAACAUCCUUAAUAGCCAAUCGAAUGACCUGUUACAUCAAUGCAUUUCCUAAUCUCAUGGACUAGUCCCACAUCCUUAAUAGCCAAUCAAAUGACCUGUUAUAUCAGUGCAUUUCCACAUCUCAUUGACUAGUCCCAACAUCACAAUAGCCAAUCGAAUGACCUAUUACAUCGAUGCAUUUCCACAUCUCGUGGACUAGUCCCAACAUCCCAGUAGCCAGUCGAAUGAACUGUUAUAUCAAUGCAUUUUCACAUCUGAUGGACUAGUCCCAACAUCCUUAAUAGCCAAUCAAAUGACCUGUUAUAUCAGUGCAUUUUGACAUCUCAUGAACUAGUCCCAACAUCCCAGUAGCCAAUCGAAUGAGCUGUUAUAUCAAUACAUUUCCACAUCUCAUAGACUAGUCCCAACAUCACAAUAGCCAAUCGAAUGACCUGUUAUAUCAAUGCAUUUCCAUAUCUCAUAGACUAGUCCCAACAUCCCAGUAGCCAAUCGAAUGAACUGUUAUAUCAAUGCAUUUCCACAUCUCAUAGACUAGUCCCAACAUCCCAGUAACCAAUCGAAUGACCUGUUAUAUCAAUGCAUUUCCACAUCUCAUAGACUAGUCCCAACAUCACAAUAGCCAAUCGAAUGACCUGUUAUAUUAGUGCAUUUCCACAUCUCGUGGACUAGGCCCAACAUCCCAUUAGCCAAUCGAAUGGCCUGUUAUAUGAAUGCAUUUCCACAUCUCGUGGAUUAGUCCCAACAUCCCAAUAGCCAAUCGAAUGACCUGUUAUAUUGGUGCAUUUCCACAUCUCUUGGACUAGUCCCAACAUCCCAGCAGCAAGUCGGAUGACUAUAAUCUUCAAGGGGUUAAAGGAUAGUAGUGCUCUGUUUUGAGUUAUUAUCUCGGACCCAGCCAUGCCAGAAACUGGUGCAGGGAUGGACAUGUGUUAACUGUAAUGGCUAAAGGCUUGAUUAAAUUAUUUGAGGUCUGGUGUGCAACAAUAAUUUUAAGCAGGAUGACCCGAUCCAAGCAGUAUUUUAGAAGAGAAUGGAAGAGCAGGUUUAUAGCAAAAGGACAUGGGGUAGAUAUUAAACCAGGUACAGUGAUUUCUAACAGUAAAUUCCUGUUUGCUAAGGUGCCGUGAUUCCUAUGGGUGAUGGUCAUUUGCUAGUAGUUUUCUGCAGUGUCACGGCAAGCUGAAGACCACACGCCUGAAAUGGUGCUAGGAGAGCAAUCACAUUAUGUUUCAAAUAUAAUUUAUUAAAACUUUUCUUUUUUUUUGCAAGGCGAUCGAUUUGCAGUUUACCUAAACCUUUUCAGGCAUGUAUGGAGAGGACCUUGAAUGAUCACUUGCCUUUUCUGGUGAAGUAUUGGAGGAUACAGUGAUUUCUGCAGAUAGAUGGCUCUUUGCUAGGAUACGGUGAUGUCUGUGGGUUGAUGAUUAUUUACUAGGGUAUAGAGGUUUUUGUGAGUAGAUGGUCAUUUGCUAGAAUACAGUGAUAUCUGAAAGUAGGUAGCCCUUUUAGCAAGGAUACGAUUUUUUUUAUUAAGAUACAGUCUGGUGGUGUAAUGGUUAAACCAUCAACCUUACCGUCUGGUAGGUACUCGAGUCCCAUCCUGGUAUGGACUCCAAUCCAUAGUGAAUUUCAGCAUCUCAACAGGGAAGUGCAAGGCAGGUUGAUGAAUUCUCUCUGUUACUAACCUUUAACAACUAAACCCUAUUCUGGUGGAGCAUGUUUGCAGUUGAUUUGGAUAGAAGCAUGAAAAGCAAGUUAAAAAAAUGAAUUGAUGACUGAAAGUGGUGGAAACCAUUGUGGACAAUGGUGUUAUGUUAGUAUUGUAAAAUUCAGGUCUAUUGCUUCAAUAGUUUACAGUUCUUUGCCGAUUACAGACGAUCAGACAUCUUGGUCUGAGCAUCUGCUUUUGGUUAUGGACUUCAAUUCUUUUGUUUGUUUUAAGAAAAAAGAAAGAAAAAACAAGUUCAUGUGUUUGUGUAAAAUUAUUUUGAAAUCUUUUUUGUUAUUAAUUUUGUUUUAUAUAUUCCAACUGUGUAGUUUAGAUGAUAACUUAGAUAUAUUUGCAGAUUUAUGUUGGUUUGUUUAGUGACUUUUAACAGGAUGGUGGUAGUAAAGCAGUUAUUUAGUUAUAUUAUCUGACGUGUUGUUUGCAGUUUCAAAGCCUUCAGGUCUAUUAUAUAUUUCAAGAACAUUUAGUGAUGAAUGUGGCUGAAACAAACAGUUAUAUGUCAAAUGUGUUUACAUUAAAACUAUGUAUAUUAAUCACAGUAACUGUAUUAGUAUUAGUUCUAUUAUCCUUUUGUUAUGUUAUAAAUCAGAAAUUUUGUAAUUGAUUACUGUCUAUUACUACUGAGAUAUUUUGGGUGUAACAAAACACUUCCCAAGAUUUCUUCAGGAGAAUAGUGGCCAAGUGAUUUUCACAGUUGCGAAUAUUAAUUGUGUCAUUUUCAGUUUGUCAUUUUUCAAAAGGAGCAAUGUUUUUGCACCAGCAAGUUAAGUUGUAGGCACGGUGGGGUGCAAGAGUGAUUGCUCUCAUGAAAAAUGAUAGCAGCUAUCUGUAGACAACAAUUGUAACAACAUUUAUUCUUAUUUAAUAUAUGGUAUGAAAAUAUGAUUUCUAUUUAGUUAACAAUAAGAGAUUGUCUUAUCUAGGACUACAUCAAGUUUUAAAAAAAAGAUUUUUUGAUGAGGUGGGAUAAGGAAUAUAGGAUAUCAUUGACAUAGUCUUAAUAAUAUUUGACUUGUUCAAGAAUAUUUGGGUUGUUGGUGUGUGGAUUUGGUGUGCGGGGGGUGGGGGUGGGGGGUUGAGGGUGGUUGUGUAAUUAAUAUUUGAGGGGCUGCUGCUCCUUCUCCCAAUUACCUGUACCUCUACCAUUGAUGAGAAACAUUUGCCAUUUAUAAAAAGUUUGUUUUGUUUAAUGACACUACUAGAGCACAAACUAGGGUUUCUAGAAUUUUUAUAAAAUUCACUAGCCAUGGGAUCAGUGAUUUUUUAAAUUUAUUAGCCAUGAUUAAAAAUUCACUAGCCCUACUUUACUUUAAGUUAAAACAUUUCUACUAAAUAAUAGCCCAAAUCAGAUGUCACCUACAGAGAGAGAGAGAGACAGACAGAGACAAAAUACUUAUAUUUACAAAAUAGAAAACCGCAAAAUUUAACAAUGUUUUUCACUAGCCAUCGGGCAUGGCAAUAGUAGUUAUUUACUAGCC